AUGCCAUUGAGGAGUUGGUCUUAACACUUUAUAAAGCUUCCCCGUUGAUGGUCAGACACUGUGAAAUACACGACUGUUAACUCCUGAUAGGCGUUGGAAAUCCCUGUGUCUCCGGCACCACAGCAAAAAAAAACAUGAGUGAGAGACAAGGAUCUGGAGCGACGGGCGGCAACAGCAAAACCUCCGGAGGACAAGAUGAGUCCAAGAAGGACGUCCCUGAUGACUUUGACAUCGACAUGGGCGCACCCGAGACUGAGAAGGCAGCGGUCGCCAUCCAGUCCCAGUUCAGGAAGUACCAGAAGAAGAAGACCGACGACAAGCCCUAGUGGUCGCCAGGCGUCUCCGUGGGCCACGGCAGCAGCCAUGGCGACGGUGGCAGCUACAGGCCAACGGGUUGGCAUGGCGUGAUCCUGCAUGUGAAAGAAUUUAUCCUGUACAGACUCCACGGGCUGGGGGUCCAGAACCAGGGGUGGGGUGGGGUGGGGAGGGGGGUGACACGCGGGAGGGAACGUAGUGGGGAUUAAAGGGACAACUUAGACUGUAGCCUAUCCGAUCACUGACAUGUCUUUGAAAUUCCAUAAGUAAUUCUAUUAUUUGACUGCUGUACCAAUAAAUUAUGAAAAAAAAAAAAAAAA
Messenger RNA from Clupea harengus (Atlantic herring), 635 nucleotides. It is a transcript of the gene pcp4b, whose product is annotated as Purkinje cell protein 4b. Gene Ontology annotation, molecular function: calmodulin binding; calcium ion binding. Gene Ontology annotation, cellular component: cytoplasm. NCBI's taxonomy places the organism in Eukaryota, Metazoa, Chordata, Actinopteri, Clupeiformes, Clupeidae. The record is from RefSeq and is a predicted model, not a curated record.